Molecule: messenger RNA, 1782 nt
Organism: Symbiodinium sp. CCMP2592
Lineage: Eukaryota; Dinophyceae; Suessiales; Symbiodiniaceae
Source: the annotation of a GenBank genome assembly
AUGGAAGAGGAGCCCCCUCCAAAGCGGUUGAGGCGAGGUGGAGUGCAGCAGAGGCUCCAAAGAGUUGAAGCCAGAAAUGAUGCAGCUCCUGUUGCGAGCAAUCUGGCACAUGAGCUGUUGGAGCGAUGGUCGUGGGGCGAAGUGAGCCCUCAGGUGGUCCAAAAGCUGGCAGCUGCCUCCCAAAGGGACUUUCAAGCUGUCGGAGCGACGCCGCCCAGCGAAAUCGCUGCUUUAGCUGGCUUGGGAUCUGCUGGUCUGAGCUUCAAGCCACCCUGGGACAAACUGCUUCAGACGAUGCUUCUUCCACAUGUGGUAUUUUCUGAUCUCUACCACUCUUACCCAGCCGCCUUUGCAAAGUUCAUGAUGCCUUCUGGAGGUAUUUCGAAACUUAAGGAAUUCUGGCGCCUUCAGAAGGCGGGUCACCCCGCUUGGCGAAACCACCCGAUCGUCAGCAAGAGGUCCUUCGAUGCCGAGCAUACCCUGCCUUUACAGCUACACGGGGACGGCACCCCUGUGGUGGGGAUAGGGAAAAUCUGGAGCAGGCAGCUGACCUCCUACACGUGGAACAGCCUGCUGGCGGAGGGGUGGACAAAGGACAGUAUGAUGCCAUCGUGGUUUUGCUUCGAUGAGACCGAGGCUGGAAGAGAAACGACAGAUGAAUUUUUCCGAAUCAUCUGUUGGUCGUUUGCCUGCCUUGCCAGUGGAGUCUGGCCAGCAGCCAACCACUUGGGUGCAAAGCAACUGUGCAAGUAUCCCGCCGGUACCGUGGAAGCCCGUCGAGCCGGGACGCCGCUGGCGAAUGGACUGCGAGGCAUCAUCUGGAGUUUGAAUGGCGAUGCCGAAUAUUUGGUGCAAAAGCUGCAGUUGCCCCAUUACGGAUCGAAAUCAUCCCCAUGUGCCCUUUGCAGGUGCAGAGGCGACAAUUCCGAUUCGAGCUGGCAUGAUUGCCGAACAAGUGCUCGGUGGCUCACGUUGGGAUGGACAAGGGAAUCAUGGUUGGCAUACCCGGAGCGAUCAUCGAGUGCCAUCUUCUCCAAUGCCACUGGUCUCACCCCAUUGAACGUGCACUACGAUUACAUGCACUGCAAGUAUUUGGGGGCAGACCAGAUCAGCUUCGGGUCGGUCCUUGAUUUGUUGGUGAGUCACCUCAUGGCAGACUCACCACUAACAAAUCUGGGACAAUGCUGGGACAAAAUCGUUACCUCGUACAAGAGACUGGGAAUCUCCGAGAGGUAUAGAGGCUUCCGCAAGCUGACAAUGUUCCAGAGGAAAAAAAAAUGCCCCAAGCUGAAAGGCAGGGCGGGCCAGAUUGCUGCUUUUGGCGAGCCCCUGUUGGAACUUUGGGAGGAGCACAUGCAUCCUGAUCUUGCUGUGCACUGCAAGAUCAGGACGUACUUGCGACUGAACAUCGCCAUGGAGAAGAUCAUGAAGGAGUGCCGAGCCGAGACUGCUUUCCCGGAGCCCCAGGCGACCAACUUCAUCGAAUAUGCCUUCGCUAUGUGCAAUCUUCAUAUGGAGUUGGGGGCACACUUCGAGGCCGAAGGCCUCAAGCUUUUCAGCCCUUUACCCAAGCUGCAUCUGCUUUUGCACACGGUUUUGCUUUGCCGCCACAUCAACCCGAGACUCACUUGGUGCUACAAAGGCGAGGACCUUCAAAAGGUCAGCAGGAGUUUGGCCGCCAGCUGUGCCCGAGGACUCAGAGGACCGGCGGUGACGGUGAAAAUGGUGAGCAAGCUCAGGGCGGCUUGGAACCUGAGGCUGAGCAAAGUCUCUGCAGACUGA